Molecule: messenger RNA, 4388 nt
Organism: Schistosoma bovis
Lineage: Eukaryota; Metazoa; Platyhelminthes; Trematoda; Strigeidida; Schistosomatidae
Source: the annotation of a GenBank genome assembly
AUUUAUUCACAACACAAUAUGUGGUUUAUGUAUAUAUGUGUGAAAUCUUCCUUCUUUUUGAAGAGUUGAUUAUUAAAAUCAUCUACUUUCAAUAUUCCUGAGGGAAAGUGAUGAGAAAUUGACUACAGUCCAUAUGUUUAAAAAAUAUCAGUAGUUCAGUAAAAACACAAAGACAAAGGAUGACGAAUCUACCCUACAUUCUGAUUUCUCUUUUUGUCCAUAUAAAACCCGCAUACUUGUUACUAACUGCUCAAUUUACCAUACUAGAAGAACUACCAAUAAAGACUAUCAUCGGUAAUUUAGCAUCGAAACUGCCAGCUACACUUCAAUUGGAUAAGCAACAACUUCGUUUCCGUAUUAUCACCAGUGAAUAUUCAAGAUAUUUUUCUGUUAAUGUAACAACUGGUCUAAUACAAAUAAAUCAACGAUUAGAUCAUGAGAAUAUUUGCCCAAAAACAUUAUUUCAUACCAAUUCUAAUAUUCAUGAUGCUGUCACAAAUUUCGAUUCUCUAUGUCAAAUCACAUUGAAUGUCAAUAUUUUACGAGUUAUGAAUUCCGGUGUCGAUAUAGUUGAAGUAAUACAUUUGAUUAUUACAAUUAAAGAUAUAGAUGAUAAUGUUUGUGAAUUUCUACCAGCGAAUAAACAAGAAAUUUAUGUGAUGGAGGGUUUAUUAGACCAAAGAAACAUGAUAAAAGUACCUAUUAAUCAAUUGGUAGAUUUAGAUUUAGGACCUGGAAAUGGAAUCCAUCGAUCUAGUAUUAAAUUGAAACUUGAUCAGAAGUCUAAUGUUUCUUUAAAUGAAAUUUUUGAUUUGAUGAUAACAAAUACUAGUUCGAAGGUUUCUCCGUACGCCCUCUCUCUACUGAUUAAACAAUCGCUAGAUUACGAAAGCAUUCAAGAAUUCAGUAUGACUAUUGUCGCCAGUAGUUCAACGGAGAAGCCAAAAUCAACAAUUACGACUGGUGACUUUAUCGAUUAUCCUGAAGAUUUAAACGCAGAAAAAAAUAAAUGUUUCUUAAAUGUUAUUGUACACGUUAUCGAUGUGAAUGAUCACCCACCGACAUUUCUUCAAAAAAAUGUACAUCUGUCUAUUUUGGAGAAUACUGAAACAAAUAAGCCAAUAUAUACACCAGAAGCACGCGAUUUAGAUGCAGGUCCAAUACACAGCCAACUAAUAUUUGAAUUAAGCUUUAGAAAUUCACCUUAUAUCACUUCACACUUUUAUAUAAAUCCUCAAAACGGUUCGUUAUUUUUAAAACAACCAUUAGAUUAUAAAGAAAGGCCAAAAUUGAACGUUUUAAUCACGGUGAGAAAUCCAAGAACUGAAGAGAUUGAUAAUAAAACUGUGAAUAAUAAUUUAACUCAUGAAGUAUUUGACAGACACUACUAUUAUAAGUCACUAGUAAGUAAUAUGGACUCCAGUAUGAUAGACAAUCUACUGUAUGAUACAAUGGAAUUGUUCAUACAAGUUAUUGAUGUAAAUAAUCAUAAACCUGUCAUUUCUGCAUAUACGCCGAAUGGUAGUCAUGAAUUGAUAAUACAAGAACAUUUACCAGCUUCAAUAUUCCCAGUCGAUUUUGCUUUGGUCAGUGUUACUGAUGAUGAUAGUGGACGUAAUGGCCAGGCUAAAUGUGAACUAGACAGAAAUUCAUCCGAUUUUUUUAAAUUAACAUUAAUUGGCUAUGAGUCCAGUGGUGAUAAACUGGUGGCUGAUAACUAUGAAAGGGAUCAGUUAUCUGACUUACAAACUAACGAUUUAACUAUAUAUAAGAUGUCAGCAGUUGUCUCAUUUGAUCGUGAAAAAAAUGCUACAGUGUAUGCAACGAUCAGAUGUACUGAUCUAGGAAGCAAUCCAUUGACUACAGAAUAUGUAGCACAAAUACAUAUAGCAGAUAUUAAUGAUAAUGAACCGAGCUUUCCACAAACUAAUGAAUACAUAAAAGUAAUGGAAGACAGUGAUCCUUUAAGGGCUGAGAUCAAUUAUUACGUCAUGCAAGUGAGUGCAACUGAUGCAGACAGUGGUAAAAAUGCAGAAAUCACUUAUUAUAUUGAAGAAGAGUCUGUUCAAAAUGUUAUACAAAUUAAUGAAACUAAUGGUAUAAUACAAACAACUGGUCAAUUAGACAGAGAAAUGAAUGCUUCAUUAAGUUUUACUGUUAUUGCUAAAGAUUUAGGUGAAAUGAGUAAAUCAAGUUCAGUAUACAUUCAUAUUACUGUACAAGAUUAUAAUGAUGAAUAUCCUGAAUUUGACAAGAAACUAUAUGAAUUUUCUAUCAAUGAAAAUCCUGUACAAGGUUAUUAUAUUGAUACUAUUAUUGUAACAGAUAAAGAUAUUGAUAUGAAUAGUCAAUUAACAUUUUAUCUUACUUAUGAAAAAGAUGACAAUAUAAAUUAUUUAAACAAUGAUUAUUUCUAUUAUUCUAAUUACAAUGAAUUACGAUUUUCAUCAUUGAAAAAGAUUAUACCAUUUAAAAUUACAUCAAAACGUUUAAAUAAUCAACAUAAAUAUGAAUUAAAUUUAUUUACUAAUGGUAAAAUAGAUCGUGAAGAAUUGAUAAGAUUAAAUCAACGUAAAUUAAAAACAAUAGACAAUGAAUAUAUGAAUAUUGAAAAUAAUGAUAGAAACUAUCAUAAUAAUAAUAAUAACACAUAUAAUGAAUUAUCACGUUAUAAACUGAUGUUAACAGCAGAAGACUCUGGAAUACCUAAACGAAUCUCUACUGUACUUAUUUAUAUUGAUGUGAUAGAUGUAAAUGACGAGGCACCGAUUUUCAUCAAUCCAAUUCAAGAUGAUAUAAUUUACACAAUUUCAGUUAAUGAAAUGCCAGGUUAUCAAAUUCUAAAGUUUAAAGCCAAUGAUCCAGAUGAAGGCUUAAAUUCUGAAAUCAAAUACUCUUUAAUUGAAUCAAUUCAAGAGAAUCCAGACACUGGAAAUAGAAGUUCGUCAACUUGUAAAAAUUUAAAUCGUAAAUCAAUAAUGGACCAAAAUCAAUCAUGUAAUCUAUUAGAAUAUCUUUAUUUAAAUCAAACUACUGGUAGUUUAUUUCUAUCAAAGCAAUUACCAAAUCAUUUGUCAAAUGUAACAUGUCGUCUGUGUGUUGUAGCUUCAGAUAUGGGCAUUUCGUCAUUACAUUCAACACGUUACUUUUGUUUACAUUUAAUGGAUAACAUUGAAUCAUCACAGUUGGAAUGGAUAUCAUCACAGACAAAUAAUAAUAAAUAUUCACUGAUUUACAUAUAUACUAUCACAGGAGCAAUUGGUAUAAGUUUAAUUCUAUCCAUUGUAUUUUUGUGUAUAGCAUGUACUGUAUGGAAGUAUCCCAAGUUGAAAUUGAAAUCGAAUAUUAUAAAAGAAACAAUGUCUUCUAAUGAUAAUCAAACAUCGAGAAUUCACUGUGUAGCUGAAAAAUUAACUAAUAAAGAGAAAUACAAUACCAUCAUAUGUACAGAAAAUGAAUGGGCUAACAUGGGCUUCAGUCAAAUAACAACUAACCAAUCAUUGUAUUUCGACAGAAAUGACUAUAAUCAAUAUCUAGUUGAAAACCAAUACCCGCGCAAUUCCUUGCACGAAAUAGUCUUUGAAUCACUUCAAACUAAUGAUAAUUAUUAUAAUAACAAUCCAUCGAAAAAACUACCUAGUGAACAGAAUAUUUAUUUAAAUCCUAAUUAUACCUUAACUUAUUCAUCAUUACCUCAAGAAUAAAAAGUUUAUUACGUGAUUCAGCAUAGAAAUAGCAAUAAACAUUGCAUAACCAUACAGGAGAAACGACAGUAUUCCUCUUGUCUUCGAAUGUAUUUGAAGCAAUAAACACAUGUAUAUUUAUUUACACGAUAUCAGAAGAAGAAUUACUCACGUGUUUGACAUCAUCAUCAAAUCCGUUUCACUAAAUUGGUUAAACGGUAGACUAAUUUAAAAUUGAAUUGUGAACUUAACUAAAAGACUAUAUAUAAUCAGUUAUUUGACUCUAGUUCAUUAUAUGAUAAACAAAAGAAUCAUGUUUAAAAUCUAUUAUUUACAGCAUAAUACAUAUAUGACAUUAUUGUACAGUUUUCAAUAUGAACUUCAUUGCUGAAUUAACUACUCUUGAAAAUAGCUACAUAUAAAAGAAAUAUUGAGAAAAUUAUAUUUUUACUACAAUUUUGAAUAAAAAGUUGAACAAGAAAAUGGAAUAUACUGUAUGUAGUCUAUCUUUUACGGCUUAAAAUGAGACUAUGAUCAGGUCUAAGUUUACAACUUAAUGAUGCUAAGUAAUCUUUCAAAAUGCUGACGAAUAACCAAAGCAAACAAAUACUUUAAAUGUAUGAUACUACAAUUGUUUGUACCCAACUAGUAUUAUUGAAUGAUACUUUUCUGUAGAUGUAAGAUGUUCAGAGUAAUAAAACUUUC